GGAGGUUGCGGAGACAUCUAUUUUUAGAUGAUGAUAACAAAGAUGGUAGUAAACAACUACCUAUAGCAGUUUUUCCCUAUUUUUUUGCGCAUCAGAUUCGAUCUUUGCUGUAAGAGUCAUUUGAUUAAUAUCUUUCUUUACCCUAAUUAAAAGUCUUUGCUACCUCUCGAAUGGGUACACUACUACUACUACUACCGAAGACGUCCUCUGAAGCGUGUAAAAAAAAUGGAUUUCGACUAUUCCUCUGGGUCGGAGAAUGAUGCGCCAGCAGGUGCUGCUGUGCCAACAGGUAGCACUGCUGUACCAACUGGUACUGGACCGAGUGCCGCUUCAGCAUCGAAUGGUAGCGGUCAUGGGAAGAAGGCCAAUGAUCCAUCAAGCGCUCAUGGGGUUUCAACUCAAAACACUACGACAGCGACAACAACAACAUGUACUAGAGCGACUCCAACAUCCUCUUCUUCUUCCUCCACAACAAGGACAGCACACCAGCACCAAAACAUGACAGCGACACCAACCCAAGUGACAGAAGUAACACGACGCCGCUUCCUCACACGAUUUACUAAGAUUGAAGAUGGCCAGUUUCAUUGCAACUUGUGUGCCGGAUUUACGUGUGAGAAAAAGACGCAACUAGAAGUGCAUCUAGCCGUAGUGCAUAAAGCGGAAUUACUCGCUUUUGCAGCUUCCGAAGCAGCGUCUGGCGCGAAGUCAGCUAGUCGUGGAGAAAGUAUGAAACUGCGGAUGGGCGCUACAAAAGAGGCACUGGAAAGGGAGGAAGCGGAAAGGAGAGAAAGAGAGAUGAAGGUGGAACAACAAGCAGCUGCUGGAAUUGAUGCUGCCAGUUUGUCGAAUAGCACAUCGACAGGAGUUGAGAAGAAUGUAGGGGUCACUAGCACUGCAUCUACGAGAGAAAGGAGUCCGAGAAGAAACACAAGUGACAUCCAAAAUCAUGAGGAGAAAGUAGAUGCCGGAACCCAAGAGCCGAAGAAGAAGUUUGAUUUCUCUUUGGAUGCGGUUCUUGGUGGUGGCAGCAGCUCAUCUGGCAGCAAUAAGAAGAACAAUUCUAAGAAAACGCCGUCUACAUCAAUUUGGGCAGCUACUAAGCAGCGAGAUGAGUAUGGGGCCUUCGUCGAGACCGAACAAAUGCGUAAAACCCGCAUUCAAAGACAGCAGAUCGAAGAGGACCUCAUAACUCCUGAAAAACUAGCUGAAAACGACAAACGACAUGGCUUAGACAAUGACAACAUAAAGCAAAAUGUGAUCUCUAGUUUGAAGUCGGUUUUCGUCGCUUCGAAUUUGAUGCUCUUGCCUAAAAUGGAAGCAAGAUGCACUUUGUGUCGCACCAAAUGCCCUAGCAUGGAUGCUGGAAAGCAGCAUGUGCUCGAAAAGCAUCAACCCGAAUUGCAUAAGGACCUGGAAAAGUGGCAGAAAUUUGUCCACUUUUGGGCAGUCCAGAAAAGAAGCUCCAUCCUAGGCGGUCAGACGAACACACAAUGCCCGGUUUGCAAUGGACAUUUUGGUAGGUUAGACAGGCAUUUAGGCAAAGAAGUGUGGAUAUUGAAAGAUAGCAGUCAUGUGAAAUUUUACGCGACGAUGAAAAAACAAGAAGAAGACGCAGAAAAUGGGUUCAAUGACUUCUAGAAACACAGACAUGAUAAGUACAGAGGGAGAGGUGCUCCCAGGCAGUCCUCGUCUUCUUUUGACGACUGAAAAUAGUAUGAAAUUGAAAGAAUCAACGUUACCUCUCCACCGAACCCUAAUCCUAAGCCAUGUAAUCUCGAAGCAACGCUUCAC
Messenger RNA from Amoebophrya sp. A25, 1791 nucleotides. The record is from the annotation of a GenBank genome assembly. NCBI's taxonomy places the organism in Eukaryota, Dinophyceae, Syndiniales, Amoebophryaceae.